AUGGAUAAAGAUUUCGAUCUUGAUUUGGCAUUAACGGUGGUAGGAAUUGCUGGCGACACGGCUGAGCCACCACGGUGUUCAACGCCUUCCGAUGAUCACGACGAGAAUCAACUUCAAGUAUUGCCAAUGGUUAAUGAUGAAAAUGGACUUUGUAUAGUAUGCAUGGAAGGUUUUCAAAGAGAUGUUGAUGAUCAUGGCAAACAAUUAGUCCCUUGUGGUCAUGUUUUUCAUGCAAAUUGUCUUACCAAAUGGCUAUCCGUUCAUAAUUCUUGUCCUCUUUGCCGUUUCAAAGUCUCCGCUCCUGAACAAGGCGGAUUCAAAAUUUGA
Molecule: messenger RNA, 327 nt
Organism: Lycium barbarum (goji berry)
Lineage: Eukaryota; Viridiplantae; Streptophyta; Magnoliopsida; Solanales; Solanaceae
Product: E3 ubiquitin-protein ligase RING1-like
Exons: 1
Coding region: 1-327 (108 amino acids)
Source: RefSeq, a predicted model, not a curated record